CUAAGCAGUGAUAACUCUCAGAAAAGAAAACUUACGAAGUUGUGCAAUUCUACUAAUAACCGUCAUAACCUGCCAUGGAACAACUUGCAGUUUUCACUGCAUUCACAGCUGCACUCUUGCUUGCAGCAAAUGCUUUACCUACCAUUAGUGACCACAGCAGCCAGCUCACAGAUGAUGCCCCUACUGAGCUGCAUAGCCUCAACCAACCUCGAAGUCAAGCUAAAGGAGUCUUUGGAUUUUCAUACAAUGCCAAUGGGGAGCAUGUCAUCGAAAAACAUUAUGAAAACACCGAAGAAAUUGAAGACAUGAUGUUCGAAGUCGAUGACUCUUCAAUGGAGCAAGAAAACAGUGAACAGUACCGGAAAAAAAGAAAUGCAGUGUCAUACCUAUGGCCUGGUGGGAUUAUCCCUUACGAGAUAGCACCCGAGUUUGAUGCUCAGGAGAGGAGGAUCAUACUGCAAGCAAUACGUCAUUGGGAAGAGAACACUUGCAUUCGUUUUCGCCCUAGAGGCUCUGAUACCUACUCCAUUCGAAUAGUGACCAGUUUACCUGGAGACUGUCGAUCUUACCUAGGACGAACAAGAAUACGACCUCAACCAUUGUUUCUUGGUCCCAACUGUGUCCGAUUUUCUACUGCAGUCCACGAGCUUGGCCAUGCAAUUGGAUUCUACCAUGAACAUAGUCGUGGUGACAGGGAUGAAUAUGUGACUAUCCUGCAAAAUAAUGUUUUUCCUGGCAUCACUGGAGCGUUUGGAAUAAGCUCUGGAAACACCCUCGGACUAGGCUAUGACUAUGCCAGUAUCAUGCACUACUCUAGCAGAGCAUUCUCAAGAGACGGACGAAGUGAAACCAUACAAACCAACCAACCUAACAUCCCAAUUGGAGAGGCUGAGGAACUGAGUCCUCUGGACAUAUUAAAGGCAAACAGGCUCUACAACUGCCCUUGCCCACUUUCUCCUCCGAACACUGUUGUUCCACCGGCCUUACCUCCUGUGAACCCCAGCCGCAGCCGCUGUGGAACAGUGGAGGUUCUGAGUGGUGGUGAGAUGAGAACAGUACGAUCCCCUGGGUACCCAUCUCACCUCCCAAAUCAAGAGUGUGCCUUUGUGUUUCAAUGUCCCAGUGGUUUCCUUCCUCAAAUCGAAUUUCCAUCAAUGAACUUAGAAUCAAGCUCUGGUUGUACUAAAGAUUAUACUCAAAUCUAUUUUGGUUCGAGCUUGGACAGUCAGGAUCUUAUUAGAUAUGGUGGUCUCAGCGAUGGAAGGAUCUGCGGAAAUCGAUACAGUCGAACAAGAUUCUUUGCAAGUACCAACACUAUUACCGUCUAUUAUCGAACUGACAGUUCUGGGGGAAGCACUGGACUUCAAAUUAAAAUCACCUGUUUAGAUGAUGAUGAAUGUCGAAAUGCCAGAUGUGACAACUGUAGAAAUACUCAGGGAUCAUUUGAGUGCAGCUGUAAUAAAGGUUACUAUUUUUCAAAAGCUGCGACAACCUGCUACGAUAUAAACGAAUGUGCCUACCAGAAUGGAGGGUGUGAAUACAAAUGUGUCAAUAUGGGUGGCUCUUACAGAUGUCAGUGUCCACCUGGUCAGUACGUACAAUCGGAUGGCAAAAGCUGUGGACCUAGACAAUCUUUCCCUUCAUUGCCAAUUGCACCACAAUUGCCGUCAUCAUGUCCUGUGACACCCCCUCCUCCUUUCCUAUGCGGUGGAAAUUUAACAGGUGAUUUUGGAAGCUUACAAACUCCUUCUUGGCCUGCGACUUACCCUUUCAAUUUUGACUGUGAAUGGAACAUCCAAGUGCCUUCUCCAGGUUGCAAUGUUCGCCUCACAUUCCAUUCCAUCUUUGGAAUAGGUGGAAAAACAACUCAAAACUGUCCCAAAGAUUAUUUGAAGAUCUACAACAAUAAUGGCCACUUGAUUCGCACCAUUUGUGACCUUGGUAGACCUUUUCCCAUCACUACAACUGGCAAUGCCAGACUAUACUUCUUUGCUGGACCAUAUCAUGGACCAAAACGUACGGGAUUCAGGAUUGAGUACACGAUAGCCUGUCCAACCACUCUCCCGCCCACCACCAGGCCAACUACAGUAGCCACGGUAACACCAGGUCCAACUAUUAGACCUACCACUCGUCCUACCACGACUACAACUACAACCACCCUCGCCCCCACUACGCUACCACCACCCACUCCGAAUUGCCCUGUUUUACCAUUCAACCCUCAAGGAACGUUCGGUUGUGGUGGAUUCUUCCAGAUAGGACAAAAUUUCGGACCUACUAAUCUGCCCUUUGGCCCUUUCCUUGGCACCACAAAGCCUGAAUGCAAUUGGAUAAUUUUCGGUGUUGGACCAUUCCAAGUCGUGUUCAAUUAUUUCGAUAUUCCCAGCAGUAGGCAAUGUUCGUCUAAUUCUGUUUCGGUGCACGAUGGAUUUGGAACUGGUUCAAAUUCUCCAUUGAUUGAGAAGAUGUGUGGGGAGAAGUGUGGCGAGUACACAGUCACAGGGACAGGAAAUAUCAUGACCGUGACUCUGCGGGUGUCUUCCCCAGGAUCGUUCAGAGGAUUCUAUGCACAAUUUCAACAAAUUUAAGUGAUAAACCAACAUUUAUAUAAAUCAUAAUUAUUUCACAUAAUAUAUUUUGAUCGUCACUUUAUUCUAAUCACUGAAAGCCAUAUUUUGCUGUGAAUCAUAGCGUGUUCGUUAUUAUUAUUACAUUGGUUAAAAACUAAAUCACCAACAUAACCAGACAGCAUGUUUUGUUGUUCAAUGUGUGUGGCUGGGCUUUAUAGACAGUAUAUGUUCAUUUGCUCAAUGCACGUGUAUUAAUAAAUUAUGUAGACGAAGUAUAAUUAAACCAUAAUUAAUUUGAUGUGAUGAUGUUGAUAUCAUACUCUUUUCUUUUAACAAUUCUCAUUGUAAUGCUUCAUCUCCAUUUAAUUUGUUGUUGUGCGAGCCUCUGGGGCUCCGUUCAUGCAUGUAUUCACCUUUUUCCUCACUUCACUUUGCCUGUCAGUUGAUGUUUUUGUAAGAAUUUGGUUAAGCUUACACUG
This is a messenger RNA of Halichondria panicea, 3046 nucleotides long. RefSeq names its product dorsal-ventral patterning protein tolloid-like. The record is from RefSeq and is a predicted model, not a curated record. Gene Ontology annotation, biological process: proteolysis. Bases 75 to 2585 code for a protein of 836 amino acids. Gene Ontology annotation, molecular function: zinc ion binding; calcium ion binding; metalloendopeptidase activity. NCBI's taxonomy places the organism in Eukaryota, Metazoa, Porifera, Demospongiae, Suberitida, Halichondriidae. The transcript is spliced from 9 exons.